AUGGUUCACCCCGCAAUGACCUGCUGCAAGACCUCCGGCGCUGGAGAGUGUGUCUGCGCCGCCCAGGCCAAGUGCUCCUGUGGCAAGGAGAGCGCCCUUCACUGCUCUUGCAACAAGGCUUCUUCUGAGAACGCCAUCUCUGGCCCUCGCUGCUCAUGCCGCGCCCGCCCUGUUGGUCAGUGCACCUGUGAGCGCUCCGCAACCGAGAACAAGGCCGUUAAUGGCGAGACCUGCGCUUGUGGCAGCCGUCCUUCUGCGUCUUGCACCUGUGAGAAGGCUGAGGGUGUCGAAUCCGCUCUUGAGGUCGACUUCACCACCCGCGCCUAA
Molecule: messenger RNA, 327 nt
Organism: Penicillium pulvis
Lineage: Eukaryota; Fungi; Ascomycota; Eurotiomycetes; Eurotiales; Aspergillaceae
Product: putative copper resistance protein Crd2
Exons: 3
Coding region: 1-327 (108 amino acids)
Source: RefSeq, a predicted model, not a curated record